Messenger RNA from Scatophagus argus, 3422 nucleotides. It is a transcript of the gene wnt7bb, whose product is annotated as wingless-type MMTV integration site family, member 7Bb. Bases 545 to 1594 code for a protein of 349 amino acids. Gene Ontology annotation, cellular component: extracellular region. Gene Ontology annotation, biological process: neuron differentiation; positive regulation of JNK cascade; canonical Wnt signaling pathway. The record is from RefSeq and is a predicted model, not a curated record. The transcript is spliced from 4 exons. NCBI's taxonomy places the organism in Eukaryota, Metazoa, Chordata, Actinopteri, Scatophagidae. Gene Ontology annotation, molecular function: frizzled binding; cytokine activity.
GGAGGCGUGUAGCCCUUUUGUUACCUGUGUUAGAGUACCUGGUCGUUGUAAGUUAGUAACGUUGGACUGAGUUUAAGAUGUCUUCAAAAAGAAACAUCGAGAGCGAUGUUCCAAAGCUUUUCAAAAAGCCAAGUCCGCGGGACUGACAGGGCACUGCUUUAAGUGCAACAGGUUUUUUGUUUUCCUCCCUUUUUUUUACCUGCAAGGCGCAGCAAAUGGGAAUUGCUAAUUAGGCUCUACCGUGAAAGUAAGGACGAAUAGGAGGCACUUCCUCCAAGAACUCAUUCACCUUUCAAGUCCGACCCUCUCUCGAGUUUCAUUUUGGAGUUCUUAGCCACCCUUUCAGGUCGCCGUCAGCAUCUCACCUGUACUGCUGGACCAUGGAUUUCUCACGGUCGAACAUUUCAAAGGCGCUCCAGCUUCGCGUCGCGGAAAAUAGGCGGUAUACGUGCAUCUGGAAGGGUUAGGAAAGCUGCCCAUGUAAAGAGAAAGCGUGACCACUUCAUGUUACAGUGCAUGGCCUCUGGACAAAGUGGUACCGAUCAUGCACAGACCCCUGCGAAAGCGGAGUCUCUACGUGUUCCUGUGUUUUGGCAUCAUAUACCUCAGACUUGGGGCCCUGUCCUCGGUGGUGGCUCUGGGUGCCAACAUCAUCUGCAACAAGAUUCCCGGGCUGGCACCUCGCCAGCGGGCUAUCUGCCAGAGCCGCCCGGACGCCAUCAUUGUUGUGGGCGAAGGCGCCCAGAUGGGCAUCAAUGAGUGUCAGUACCAGUUCCGAUAUGGACGCUGGAACUGUUCGGCGCUGGGAGAAAGGACAGUGUUCGGUCAGGAGCUGCGAGUAGGCAGUCGGGAAGCAGCAUUCACCUACGCCAUCACCGCGGCAGGGGUGGCCCAUGCUAUCACGGCAGCCUGUAGUCAGGGCAACCUGAGCCACUGUGGCUGCGACCGGGAGAAGCAGGGGUAUUACAAUCAGGAGGAAGGCUGGAAGUGGGGAGGCUGUUCGGCUGACAUCAAAUAUGGAAUCGAUUUCUCUCGCCGCUUUGUGGAUGCCCGCGAGAUUAAAAAGACCCCGCGCCGCCUGAUGAACUUACAUAACAAUGAGGCAGGGAGAAAGGUACUAGAAGAAAGGAUGAAGCUAGAGUGCAAGUGCCAUGGUGUCUCAGGCUCCUGCACCACCAAGACCUGUUGGACUACACUUCCCAAGUUCCGCGAGAUUGGCUACGUACUCAAGGACAAGUACAACGAAGCUGUGCAUGUGGAGGUAGUCCGGGCUAGUCGACUGCGCCAGCCCACCCACCUCAAGGUGAAGCAGACUCAGGGCUACCGCAAGCCCAUGGAGACAGACCUUGUCUACAUCGAGAGGUCGCCCAACUACUGCGAGGAGGACGCAGCCACGGGGAGCGUGGGCACCCAGGGACGCCUAUGCAACCGCACCUCGCCACAUACAGAUGGCUGCGACCUUAUGUGCUGUGGGCGGGGCUACAAUACACACCAGUACACCAAAGUUUGGCAGUGCAAUUGUAAGUUCCAGUGGUGCUGCUUCGUCAAGUGCAACACGUGCAGUGAGAGGACGGAGGUGUUUACCUGCAAAUAAGGAUGUGAGGAACUUCCAGGAAGUGAGGCGCCAAAUACUAACUGAAUGAGGAAGACUCAAAGCGAGCGAGAUAAAAGUGUGUCGUGGACCAGUGGAAGAUUUUGAAAUAAAGGAAUGGAAUUUACACUAUCAGCUCUUCAUGGCAUCGUUUUGCACAGCAGAAUCUAUCUAAUUUCUUUUCAGAAAGUAAAUGCUAAAUAUCAGUAGGUAAUACCCCAGACCUUUACUGUCACAUAGGGAUUGUGCUCAUGUACUGAUGUAUCCACAGUGAAGUUGGGACGACAGGUAAUGAAUGAGGCCCAUGUUGGGAACUGUGCUUUGCACUGUGGGAUUUGUAAUUGUUAAAUUCACAAGAGACUCAUGCAUGGCGAGGAAACACAAUAACCUGGGAGUUGAUCAAAAUGACAGCAGCUGAUGAGGUUGUGACUGGGAGAGAUUUGCCAAGCCUUUGAUUGAAAACUUAUGAGUUCAUAUAAGUUUUCUCAUAUUUUCACUAAAGGGGAGUAAAAGUGAAUCUUGACAUGAAUGACCCCCCCAAAUUGGCUGGGGUUUAUGUUGGAGGUUUGUAGAAAUGAAGAACAUUUUGUAAAGCAUGGUGCGUUGGGGAGCGCCAAUGAGUGGAGAACUCUGUUAAACCCUCUGCUGCCAACUGGAAUAUGGUGGAGUAUGUUAGUUUUCCAGUCACACUGGAACUGUCUGUUCUGAACACUGAAAAUAAAUUGUUUAUUUAUGUUAUAGUAUCUUAAAACGAAGCACUAACGGGUAGAGAUGUCUUUUUUGUACUAAGUGUAAAGAAAAGUACUUUUUAGAAACUGACUGAAGAUUUGUGUCUAUUAGAAAAUGACCCCUGAUCCCUAAAACACCUAAUCUUUUCUUUAAAAGAAAAAAAGUUUCACUGCUACUGGUGUGUUGACAACAAAAAAAGAGAACAUCAUUACAGUGUGUUUCACAUUCCAACCUUGGUUCUAUUUUACUGUAGCGUAGUUUGUUUGCAGUCCUUUUCCGCUUGAACAUCAGCAUCUAUUUGGAUGCUUUUGCAAGUUCAGUUAAUAGACAGUAGCAAGAAAAAAAUCAUUUAACUGCAGAGAUCCUUCCUCGAUUCAUUAAACAUGAAACUGAUUAAUUGCUGGACGUGUUGUCGAGUGCUGCACUGAUAUUUGCUAUUCAGAUACGACUCAUGAGAACUAAAUAAACUCCCAUUUGACUCAGUUUGGCAGUUGAUUGCUAAGAUAUCAGUCAAAGUUCAACCUGCCGUCUGCCUUUAGUUUUAAGAGGGAUACUAAUUAGUUCAUUUUAAAAGCUGUGGCCAGUGGAGUGAUGGUUAGUUACAACUAAACACCCAGGCAUACAAUAGCUGAGAUGACAAAAUAUAUAGAAGAGAUUAUUUUUAUUAUUUUAUGAUAUGCCACCAGACAAGAUAUUAUGGAUCAAAGUAUCACUCUUUUUUUUAUUUUUUAAUUAACACAAAGCUAACUUGGGUCUGAUGAUUUACACUCGUUUGUUUUCAUUAGGGCCACAGGAAAAUUUUGGUAGUGGCUAGAUUAGCUCUUUUUGCCACAACAUUAAAGGAGUUCUAGUAUAUAACGAUUUGGAUGCCAUUUCAGGAGUUUUGGACAUGAUUUCUAUCAGUUAUAAUAACACUGUACUCACCAAAGUAAUUGCUGAGAUUUGGAAACAUAAUGAAGUCUGACAGGACAAAAACACAAAAGUAUUUAGAUAACUAAAAAGUUGAGAAAGGUUGUAAAACAAGUCAACAGUUUACCCUGAUUAUCUAAACCACUUUGGUAAAGACAAUAAAAUUCCUUUAAAUGUCUUAAUUUUUUUUGGG